AUGGAUACGGCGGCGCUGCAGGCGGUGGUGACGGUCCUCAAGGAGGAGAUUGAGCACCACAAACGCCAAGUGAGGCGGCUGCAGCGGGAGAACCGGGUGCUGGUGCGCACCGUACUGCAACUGCAGCAGCAGCAGCAGCGGGGGCUGCUGCACGGCGGCCGGCCGGAGCAGCGGGGGGCCGGCAGCAGCAACGGGGAGGAACGCGAGGGGCAUGACGUCAGCGAGGCCGCCCCCCCACAGCCGUCUAGCACGACAUCCGCAGUGCCGCACCGAUGCUGCUUGCGCUGCGGCGCAGAGCUUCCUUCCUUGGCCGGGUCGCCGCUGCAACGAGGAGCGGCGGGGUCUCCAGGCGAUCACUCCCCACUCCCCCUCGAAGGCCGCAGCUUCCACGAAGACGGCCACACGGCGCUGCAGGUGCGCGUGCGGGUGCUGGAAAAGCAGCUGCGGUGUGAACGGCAGCGACGGCAGGCCCAGGCGGAGGAAUUUACCGCAGAGCUGGAGCUGCUGCGAUUUGCGUUGGACGAAGCUGAGCAGCGCCCCUCACGGCGUCAGCGGCGGCCCACCGACGAUGGUGCUGCCCUCCGGCAAGAGUCCCUGCCGCUUUCGCCCACGCCUGGCAACGGCAACGGCAACGGCGACGGUGGUGGUGGUGACAGCACGACCGAGUCAACGCCGGAGUACCACGAGGCUCUCAGCGAGGCCCACGCGGAUCGGGAUCUGUUCAGCUGCCUCGCGGCGCCCAGCGGGGGCCCCGCCACCCCCGCUUCGCUGGGGCCCGCAGAGCCGGCGGAGGCAGUGGCGGCGUCCGGCGUGCCACAGUGCGCGCUUCCGGCGGCCACCGACGUCGCCGUGUGUGGUGGCGAGGAGCCGCGCAACGGGUCGCCGCAGCCGGGGGGCGCGACGCGGCACCCGAGCACGAGAGACACAGACUGCGUCGCUGGCGGCAGCCCGCGGCGGUUCCUGGCGGCAAUGGGCGAAGACAAGUUGCUGUCGCCAACGUCGCAGCUGGAGACCUCGCGGGAUGUCUCGACGGCCACCGACACGCCGCGGUGCGAGGACUUUUUGAGUCGCGCCACCUCGCGAAUGGAGGGGCGGCGGCAGAGGCUGCGUAAUGCGGUGAUGCCACGCGCCACUGUGGAGGCCAGUGAUGUGGCGGGCGGCGAGCACCGCGAUCCCGCGAUUAGCCUGGGCGGGAGGCAGCCACAGCUGCACGCGGUGCCGGAGCUUCCACCGAAUGCAGAGCCGCUGCCGUCGCCGUCCCCAUCCCCGCCUCCGUCCUCGCCGCUAACUUCCCUGGGGCGACGGGGGCAGCGGCACCUGGCGCACAGGCGCCCCGCCUCCUUCCACGCGCUUCACGGCGAUGACGCGGUCGCGGGUCACUGCAAAAGCACCGCAUCAACAACAAGUGCGGCUGGUGGUCCGCUGGCCGUGAACCCGAACCAGUUGGGAGUUGAGGUGGAUCCAAAAGGGCCUCGCAACCGCACGUGGUAUGCGCAUCAAGUCCUCCGCGUGGCAUUUACGAAGUUCAUACAUGUCCCUUUUUCGGCAUCCUCCGCAGGAACUCCUGCUGCUACUGCUGCUGCAAGCACGGCAAUAACACCGAACUCUUUUGAAAGGGUACCGGAGGGGUCGGACAUGGAAUCCUUCCAAGAAGGAAACCAGCAGCAGCAGUUGCCGCAGCAGCAGCGACAACGCGGUGGGUCGCUCAGCGACAGUCAGUACUCGUCUUUGGAGACGUCAGGCACUUUUGACAGUGAAGAGGAGCUGGAAGACCACACGGAGGUGGGGGCAAGUGGCCCCGCAGACGCUCCUCUGCAGCCACCACCGAUUUCCAGCGGGAUGUAUCGCAGCAUUCCCUCCUCCGCAAUCCGUCGUGCCAUUGAUGAGACAGCUCAUUUGCGUUUUCGAUGUUGUCAAAACCAGCCGCUGCUAGAAACGGUUGCGGAGCCCUUUCCCUCCGUUCUUCCCCCGUUCCACGCGGAGAACACUGACAGCGAACUGGUGGCAAACUUUGCCAUGGACGCGGCGUCUCCGAGCAGCUAUCGCGAGGACGAGAUAGGCCUCACGCUACACUCCCCUGUUCUCUUUAGCCAAAUUCGGAGUUUUCUCGGCAUGGACGCGGAGGGGUUUCGGGCCUCGCUGGGGGAGAACGCGGUGUGGCGGCAGACGAUUUCUCCGGGCAAGAGCGGCACCACACUCAUCUUUUUUGGAAACUUUGUCAUGAAGAGCCUUAAAAAGGGCGAGUUUAAGUUCCUCCUGGGCCGCUUCCUCAGCAGCUACGUCUCCUUCUGCGAGCGCCACCCGAGCACCCUGCUGCCCCGCUUCUACGCCCUGCUGACCUUCUCCUGGCUGCGGCUGCGCACGUGCAAGCGGUACGUGCUCAUGCAGAACGUUUUCUCCACCCGGUACUACAUUCAUCGCAUUUACGAUGUGAAGGGGAGCACGGUGGGCCGCUCAACGACAACGGAGACGGCGCCUCGCACCUCGUUUGGGGCUUUGCUUCUGAAGGACAACGACCUUCCUGCUCAGCUCAUCAUUUGCGGCCCGUUGCAGCGCGCCCACGUGCUCGCACAGUUGCGCUCCGACGUGGGAUUUUUGCACUCCCUCAACGUCGUCGACUACAGCUGCUUGAUUGGGGUACGCAGCCGCGUCUUUUCCCGCAAGGAAGGUCCCUCUAAGACGAUUCUGCUGAAAGAGCGACGUGGAACUUACUGGCAGCAAACGUGUACGUCCGAGGCGAUUGGCGUUGGGACGGAGCAGCUGCAGAAGACGGACAAUAGUUGCAUUCGCAGCUGUGACGGGGGCCUGCUGUCCCUGCCGAUUUAUGCCGCGGGCGACGACACAACGGCGCGGGAGGAUGUGUACUACCUUGGCAUCAUCGACGUCCUGCAGGAGUACACAUCGGCCAAACGGUUUGAAAGCUUUGCAAAAGGGCUCUGGAGCGACCGACGGCAAAUCAGCGUUGUGCCGCCAAAGGAGUACGCAGAACGCCUGUACCAAGUUCUGGAGAAUGUGACAGUGUAG
Messenger RNA from Trypanosoma conorhini, 3024 nucleotides. Its product is annotated as putative phosphatidylinositol-4-phosphate 5-kinase-like. NCBI's taxonomy places the organism in Eukaryota, Euglenozoa, Kinetoplastea, Trypanosomatida, Trypanosomatidae. Gene Ontology annotation, molecular function: phosphatidylinositol kinase activity. The transcript has a single exon. The record is from RefSeq and is a predicted model, not a curated record. Gene Ontology annotation, biological process: phosphatidylinositol metabolic process. Bases 1 to 3024 code for a protein of 1007 amino acids.